Molecule: messenger RNA, 1041 nt
Organism: Lactuca virosa
Lineage: Eukaryota; Viridiplantae; Streptophyta; Magnoliopsida; Asterales; Asteraceae
Source: the annotation of a GenBank genome assembly
UCUCUCUACAAACCCUAAUCAGGAUACCAUCUCUGCUAUACAUCUCCGACAACUCAUAUAAUCGUUUUAUAAUUUUUUUUUUCUUAAAUACGCGCGUCCAUUCCUGAACAUCACAAAACGGCGACCAACAACUAGGGCUUUUAUUUCCCCCUUACAUAUAAUCGUGAUUUUCAUCCAGAGUUUCAAAAACACUUCCCUCACAUACGCUUUUCUUCUUCAAUCUCACAUCCAUUUAGGGUUUGGGCAUACAAGAACUCUAUGCGUACCUCUACGGUUGAAAUUUUGUUCUGAUAUGAUGAUUAGGUCAGCAUAAGGUCUCAAAGAUGAAGGUUGUUCCCAUUUACAUUUCACCCACAUCCAGCUUCGAUCUUCACCCACAUCUGGUACGUCGAGUCCCUCAAUCACCGUCAUUGGAGUACACAUCAAUAGUGAAAAAGGUGGAUAUGCGAGCUUUGGAGGAGAAGUCCCCCUGGCGGAAAUAAGUCACCAAGAUGUGUAUUAUGUUUAUUCUGGUGCUUUCAAAUCAAAUUUAGUAUUUUAAUUUUGUUCCCAUUUACAUUUCACCAUAUUGAUUGUGGUUACUUUUUUUUUUGCUUUUGCUAAUUUUUAUUUCGCCUACUGAUUUUCACCGCCUUACGACAAUCUAUCCUCCACCGAUGAUGCUCCGCUUCGCCGCCACCCCUCAAGAGUAAUCACGAAUCAUUGUCAGUAAUAUAGAAGACAUAGACCCGGAUGCUGGUAGUGUAGAUGUUGAAGAAGUCGUUCUGCUUCAAUUACAGAUGGAACUGGAAAAUCUUUGUCAUCGUAAUCGAGUUACAACAAGAUGAAAAGGUAGAGAUUUAUCAGCCCUUAUGUGAAAUGAUGGAGGGCAUUAUUAGUUGGAUCAGGGGGAAGAAAAAUUCAUUGGGGAAGCAUAGUUUUCAACAUAAUGCAUCAUGUUGGACUGGUGAUAAAGCUUUAAAAGAACUUGAAGAAGCAAGCAUAUCAAAGCAGUGCUUCCCAAGCUUACAAGAAUGUGCCACAAAAGUCCUUUUUUCAUGA